This is a messenger RNA of Pieris macdunnoughi, 1584 nucleotides long. Lineage: Eukaryota; Metazoa; Arthropoda; Insecta; Lepidoptera; Pieridae. The record is from the annotation of a GenBank genome assembly.
AUGGUGGCAAAGGACCAGAUUAUGGAGAACCAUUACGAAUAUAGUAAGGACUUCCGGACUGCACUUCCGCAGUUACUUGCUGUCAGUGUCAAGAACUUGCUACUACUAGGUUAUGGAAUGACUCUGGGUUUCCCCACCAUCCUUAUUCCAGCCGUGCAGAACCCUGUUGAGGGGGAGGUACUGCGGCUGCAUAGCUCCGAAGUUUCUUGGAUAAGUUCAAUAAACCUAAUAGUAGUGCCAUUGGGGUGCGCUCUCUCGGGAGUAGUAACAGCGCCCCUUGGAAGACGACGGGCUAUGCAGAUGGUGAACGUCCCAUUCUUCAUAGCUUGGCUGACCUUCUAUUUCUCGAAGAACACUUCGCAUCUUUACAUGGCUCUCGUUCUAACUGGUCUGGCGGGAGGACUUCUUGAGGCACCGGUGCUAACAUAUGUAGCAGAGAUUACUCAGCCACACCUGCGUGGAGCUCUUACAGCUACGAGUUCUAUGUGCAUCAUCAUAGGUGUCUUUACACAGUUUCUCUUUGGUUUAUUUCUCUAUUGGCGGCAUGUGGCAUUACUAAAUAUAAUAUUUACGGUCCUUGCUGUGAUAGCCCUUUGCUUUGUCCCAGAAUCUCCACACUGGCUAGUCUCACGAGAAAGAUAUAAUGAUGCUAGAAAGAGUUUACAAUGGCUUCGGGGAUGGACAACCCCACACAGAGUGGAUGCUGAAUUGCGUGAUAUAGAAGCACUUUAUAAUAAAAAACAAGAAGCAGAAGGUAAAGUGGAGACAGUGUAUGAGAGAUUAUCGCACUAUACUGAGAGGAGUUUCUUAAUUCCUUUCUUUCUUGUUAGUUAUGCCUUUUUCGUUGGUCACUUUAGUGGUAUGACAACUUUACAGACGUAUGCAGUAUCAAUUUUCCAAAUGCUGGAAGCUCCUAUAGACAAGUACUAUGCCACUUUAAUUCUUGGAGUACUUCAAAUUGUUGGAUCUGGAGGUUGUGUGCUGAUGGUCCAUUAUACAGGGAAAAGACCACUCACAAUCUUCUCAACAGCUGGAGCCAGUGUCUGCUGUCUGCUAGUUGCUGGAUAUGAUGGCUAUAUACAAAACAAUAUAUUACCGAGCGCGGUCAAUUCUACACUAGGAACCGUAGUAACCAUGAAUAACCCAAAUUCGUGGAUUCCAACAACACUUUUAAUGUUAUUGGCUUUGAUUACACAUACGGGAAUUCGGCUGUUGCCUUGGAUACUUAUUGGAGAGGUUUUCAGUGCCCAAACUCGGUCGGGAGGAGCCGGGUUGGCCAGUGCUGUUGGUUACAUCUUCGGCUUCUUGACAAAUAAAUUGUACAUCGGUAUGGUUGAUUCUUUGUCCAUUUGGGGCACAUAUGGACUCUAUGGAAUAAUCAGCCUAACAGGAUGUUUCGUCUUUUAUUUCAUCUUACCAGAGACCGAAGGAAAAAAAUUGAACGAUAUAGAAAAACACUUUGCAGGUGUCAAAAGGCUUACAAAUACAGUGUACCGUUCAUUGAAAAGGAAUGAUAUAUCGAAGCUUCAAGAUCUAAAAGGUGCAACAAAUCCAUCGUUCGAGGCGGACACAACCUAUAUUUAA